Panicum virgatum (switchgrass) is the source of this 961-nucleotide messenger RNA. Its product is annotated as ER membrane protein complex subunit 7 homolog. The transcript is spliced from 7 exons. The record is from RefSeq and is a predicted model, not a curated record. NCBI's taxonomy places the organism in Eukaryota, Viridiplantae, Streptophyta, Magnoliopsida, Poales, Poaceae. Gene Ontology annotation, molecular function: carbohydrate binding. Bases 112 to 732 code for a protein of 206 amino acids. Gene Ontology annotation, cellular component: EMC complex.
GAACACCAAACCGAACCGAAGCGAGCCGAAGGCCGCGACGAGCUUUCUCUUCUCUCACCUUCUCUUUCCGGCCUUCCGCGACCGCGGCGAGCAACGACGACCACGGCGAAGAUGGCCGCUUCCUUUGGCUGCCACGGCCACCACCUCCUCCUACUCCUCGUCGCCGUCGUGUCGGCUUGCCUCGGCGCCGCUGCCGCUGCUGGAUCUGGCGAUGGGUACACGAUCGCCGGCCGCAUCAAGAUCGACGGUGCGAAUGCGAAGGGCUUUGGUCUUCCAGCUAAGACAUCAAACACAAAAGUGAUACUUAAUGGUGGUCAGAGAGUUACAUUUGCCAGGCCAGAUGGCUACUUUGCUUUUCACAAUGUGCCAGCUGGAACUCAUUUGAUUGAAGUUUCCUCAAUCGGUUACUUCUUUUCCCCUGUUCGAGUAGACAUCAGUGCAAGGAAUCCUGGCUAUAUUCAAGCAGCAUUGACUGAAACUAGAAGAGUUCUAAAUGAGCUUGUGCUGGAACCUCUGAAGGAAGAGCAGUACUAUGAGGUGAGGGAGCCUUUCUCCGUUAUGUCACUUCUGAAGAGUCCCAUGGGGUUGAUGGUUGGUUUUAUGGUCCUAAUGGUCUUCGUGAUGCCCAAGAUGAUGGAGAACAUAGAUCCUGAGGAGAUGAAGCAAGCUCAAGAACAAAUGAGGAACAACCCUGUUUCAUUCUCAAGCUUGCUUACCAGAACGCAGGGCUAGAAGUAGAAUGUGGGGAUGACGCAAAGGGGUCUGUCUAGUCGAUAAUGUGAUGAAGCACUGUACUGGGGAUGUGGAAACUCUUUCCCCUAUUUUUACUGUAUUUUAAGCUGUAAUUUAUCUGUGAUGUAGAACCUUUUGAAACCUCUAGCUGAACUAGUCAUGCAGUACAUUAACAUAUACCCGGCAGGUUGAGUUAUUUUGUUGAAAAUAUAUGUCUUUUUUUGAAUCA